Messenger RNA from Chelonia mydas (Green sea turtle), 9889 nucleotides. RefSeq lists its product as uncharacterized. Gene Ontology annotation, cellular component: cytoplasm; nucleus. Gene Ontology annotation, biological process: intracellular signal transduction; activation of GTPase activity. Gene Ontology annotation, molecular function: protein binding; guanyl-nucleotide exchange factor activity. The coding region runs from base 2669 to 9889 and encodes 2406 amino acids. The transcript is spliced from 26 exons. The record is from RefSeq and is a predicted model, not a curated record. NCBI's taxonomy places the organism in Eukaryota, Metazoa, Chordata, Testudines, Cheloniidae.
GAGGUUAUGUCUACAUUGCAAUUAGACACCCACCGCUAACACGUGUCAGCAGCACCGGCCCCAGGCUCAGAAGGGGCCCCUAACAUCUGCUUCCUCCCCUCCCGCAGCGCUGCAGCGAGAGGCCCCGAGAGAGAGCAGGGAGCAGCGCCCUGCUUACCACAGCGCCCGCACACCCUCCAGCCCCAGAGAACACCUAUCGCCCACAGGCCGGCAGGCUGCCAAUCCCCCGCCGCCCCGCCCCGCGGGACGUACUGUACACGGCACCCGGGCCCCGCCCAGAGACUGGCAACAAGGCUCCAGCUCGCAGCCUCUGCCUCCAGGGAUCCGGCCCGGAAGCCAGGAGCCCAAGGGACCCCGGGAGCUGUAGUUCCUUGGCCAGCUCCCUGCCUGGAGAGUCGCCCCUGGAGCAGGGAAGGAACUACAUUUCCCAGCGUUCCCUUGGCCGCUAUCAACAGGAAAGGGAGGGGGAGGGAGUAGGGAAGCUGCCAGAGCUGAUGCACCGGCUUGCUGUGAAUGGGGAGCUGGCUGCUCGAAGAGGGUGACACUGUGAAUGGGGAACGUGUGCACAAGGAGUAGAAGGCUUUGGCCCAGAUAUCACACUCAGAUGACUUCCCCAGACUGGAUUCGGAAUGCUGGUGGCCUCGGCUGGCAGCCCCCAAAGGAGGAAUUGGGUGGAACGAAUGGACAAUGCACCUCUAUCUGAAGCCUCGCAAGGGAGGUGGCAGAGACAUUCUACAUCAAAGACGAGGGAACUCUCUGGGAUGAAGAAAAGAGAAGUGUCUGGAGGGAUAUCAUGCAGGAGGAUUGUGACACCAAGCUCUUGCUAGGAUUUCUGAUUUCCAAGCCUGAUGUGAUCUCCCAGGUGGAACAAGGGGAAAAGUCAGAUGCCCUGACUCUCCAAGUCUUCAAGAAAAGAGAGAUCUUUAGAGGCACCUGCACUGCAGAUGAUAGGAUCAUCACUGAAGAGGUCACUCCUCAGCAGGAAGGUCCUGAAAAGACAGAACCACACUGAACAUUAGCUGGGAGACCAGCAGGGGAUAUUGCCCAGAAAGGAAAGAGGGAAAUUCUGUAGGGAAGAACCAGGGUAAAUCAGUUCACUGUGAAAGAGGUUUGGGGACACACAAGAGCAUCAUUGCCCAGGGAGAGAGUCCGAAUACCUGUAUAGGACGUGCAAAAAGCUUCUGUCUGAGAUAAAAUCUUAUUACACACCAGAAACUCCACAUGGGAGAAAAACCUUAUAAAUGUACUGGGUGUGGGAAAAGUUUCCUUCAGGACUCCAAACUUAGUCAGCACCAGGGAAUCCACAUGGGAGAGAAACCCUAUAAAUGUCUGGAAUGUGGAAAAGGCUUCACUCUGAGCUCCACACUCAUUCAUCAUCAGAAAAUCCACAGGGGAGAGAGGCCCUACAGAUGCACCGAAUGUGGGAAAAUCUUCAAUAAACACUCAAAGCUUGCACAGCAUCAGAGAAUCCACACCAGAGAGAAACCCUUCAGAUGUGUAGCAUGUGGGAAAAGCUUCAGUCGGAGCUCAACACUCAUUCAGCAUGAGAGAAUCCAUACAGGGAACAAACAGCAUAAAUGUGCUGAAUGCGGGAAGAGAUUAAGUCAGAACUCAGACCUGAUUGUACAUUAGAGAAUCCACACGGACGAGAAACUUUAUGCAUGUACUGAGUGUUGGAAAAGUGUUAGCUGCAGGUCAACGCUUAUUAAACAUCAGAGAAUCCACACAGGUCAGAGACCCUAUAAGUGCACUGAAUGUAAGAAAAGCUUCUCCUGAAGCUCAGACCUUAUUCAUCACCAGACGGUCCACAUGGAGGAGAAACCCUACAAAUGCACUAAGUUGGGAAAAGCUUCGGUCGGAACUCUUCCAGCACCAGAAGCACUCUACAACUCUUCCAGCACCAGAAAUUGAUACAGACCACAUUCGAGGAAGUGGCUGUGUACUUCACCCAGGAAGAAUGGGCACUUUUGGAUGAAAGGCAGAGAGAACUCUACAGGGACAUCAUGUGGGAGACAUUUGAGACUCUGAUCUCUCUGGGAUUUCUGGUUCCCAAACCUGAUGUGAUCUCCCAGAUGGAACGAAGGGGAAGAACCAUGUGUCCCAGAUCACCAGGGCACCAAACAAAGAGAGGUUCUGAAAGCUACCCAGACAGCAGAUGAUGCGAUCUUCUUGAGUGAAAAUAAGGAGGAGAAUUCUCCCCUGAUAAUACACAAGAGAGAGAGACUGAACCUGUGUGCAGACCUUAUUAAACAUCAGAGAUUGCAAAUGGGAGAGAGACCCUAUAGAUGUUCUGACUGUGAGAAGAGUUUUAGUCGGAAAUCAGAUCUUACUUGACAUCUUUCCGAUUGUUGUUUGGUGGGGAGUGAGGUAGUGGAGUUAGGAAGAAAAGUACCAGAAAGUUUCUAGAGCUCAUGGAUCUAAAGAAAGCUUUGAAAACAUGACCCUGGUGUAGCUGAUGCUGACAAGUCUGCAGACUGCCUGGUACAACAGCUCUGUGUGGGGUGAAUUUCCUCAAUUGUCUCAAUGGGUAUUGCCCACAGCAACCCAGUCAUGGACUUUGUGUGAGGCAGAAGGAGAACAGUGGAGCCAGCCAAGUGCUUCCACAUAAGCAGUUACUGGGAUGGAUUUUUGUGAAAAAAAGCUUAAAGACAUGACCUCAGUGUAACCAAUGCAGGAACGUCUGCCUGAGUGUGUCAACAGUCUGAAAAAUCAGCUCUGUGAAGGAUGGGGAAGAGGGUCCCCUUGCAGUGCUAUUCCAAGGGGAGGGGCAGUGAAUAAGGAGCGACAGACAGCAGGAGCAGCUACCGGAACUGGGCUCAAAGUAAAGCACUGGCCCAAAAAUCAAGGAUGUGACACCCAGCAGGAUGUUGCACUGAUGGAAUCUGAAGAAGCCAAUAGGGGAGACCCCAUUCCCCCAGAAACCAGCAGCCCUAGUGAGGAAAACCCUGAUCCUACACCAGCCAAAAGGGGACAUUAUGCCACCACUGAGUCUGUAGAGAUGAACACUGAGCUGCCUGGCUCUGCAGAAGGAGCACAGGUCUCCAUUGCCCAGGAUCCUCUGAGGCAUCUCUCUGUUGGGGAAUCAGCAGAGAUGUGUGGCAAAUCCUCUAACUCUGUUCCACCAGGACUGGAACAAGGGGAGCAAGAUCUAAGGUACCAGAGAGGACUCUCAGAGGGGGAGAAAGAUCCUGCAGUACAAGAGAUAUCUUUGGAAGAAGAGAGAUGGGAUCAUUCCUUGAACUCUGAACAGGGAAAAUUAGCUCAUCCUGAAAGAAAUCAGUAUUCUUUCUUUCCCAACACAGUCCCCCAGGCGACAGCCACUCAUGACAAAAACCCGCAGGUACAGUCUCCAGCCCUUCAUAUUGAAUUUCCUCAGGAUCAGAAACAGUCCCUGACAUGUCAUACUGCUGUCCCCCAGGCACAGCAUAAGGAAACCUCAAUGACAGACACUGUUCCCAGCCAGAGGGAACCAGCCACUAAACACUUCCUGGUGUGUAAAGAAGUUUCAGAUGUUCAUUGCAAGACUGAGCCUUUGCAUGAUGACACUAUUGGAGAUUCCCCCUUGCAGGGGUUGGAUGUAGCAAAUGGGACCAUCAGAGAGCUCCGACCACGUACUGAAGCAGUGGCAGGGACCGACGAGGAGCCACCUCCUGGGAUGGAUGCAGCAGGCAGGAUGAAUCCCAUGCCUUCUGUAGAUAAUGAUGAAAAAGUAGGAGGCUUACAGGGAGGGGGAGAGGAUAGAGACUCUUCCUCUUCACAUCACUCACCCUAUCCCUUAUCGGAUGACAGCCAAGGAAAUUCAUGGCUAACAGGAAGAAAUGCAGAUAGAAAGAUGGUUCUGUCAUCCCAUGAGAGAGGGAACAAUGCCUUGGCCACAGACCAGAAAACAGAAGUGGCUGCUAGGCAAAGUCCAUCUGGUUCUAUGGACCUCCUUCUGGAGGAGGAGAAAGGAGCAGAUGAUGGAAGAGCAGAAGGCAGCACUGAAUCUCCAAGAGUGUGUGUCUUCCACAUACCAAAUGCUGCAAAAAAAACAGAGCAGGAGGAGUGGCAGCACGAGCAGCUAGAAUGGGGGGAGGAGCCAGAAGAGGAGGAGCAGUCGGAACAGAUGCAGCCAGAGCUGAAACAGGAGGAGCCAGAAUGGGAGAAGCUAGAGAAGGAAGCAAAACCAGUGCAGGAGGAGCCAGUAUGGGACAGGGAAGAUCAGAAGGAAAAGAGGUGGGAUGAGCUGGAACAAGAGCCAGGGAGGGAAGAGGAGGAGCUCGAGGCUCCACCACCAGCACUCAAUCCGGCAUCACCUUCUCUCUCCAAGCAAAACUGGGACCUGUGUGAUGAGGGGAAGAGCAUUUCCUCGGCUGAGGGAACAGGGCUGGCCUCUCUGCCCCAGGAAUCAUUCUCCAAAGAUCAGCAUCCCGGUGAGGAUGUACUAUCCUGCAUAGUACUGAAGGCCUGCAUUGGAGGAGCAAGUGUAAGAGCUCAGCCACCUGCUGUGAUAAUGUCCAAAAGUCAGAACCCAGUGGAUGGGAGUUCCAUGAUGCACUCCCCCACUUGCCACAUCUCUGAGCACUGGGGAGACAUGGGAGUUUCUGACCCUUCCAGCUCCAUUUCUUUCAAUGGCCAAGAUUGUGAAGAAACCUGUCAGGAUAACAGAACCAGUAAUGGUGAGGAUGGCCAUAGUGACGGAGAUGGAAGGACAGUCCAGAGCUUUCAUGAUGAUGGAGCCAUAUUUCUAUUAUGCAGAGAAGUAACCUCAUCUGGUGCAGGGAACCCAGACUCUUCCAGGACUCUGGACCCUUCUUCUGGUGCCAGGAACUUUGGCUCUUUUGGUCCCGCAGAUCCUCAUCCUGUUGCAGAAAACCCAGCGUUUCCCAGUCAUUACGAUUUCACUCCAGCCUCGCCAUCAGAGCUCAACUCAGCAGCAUCAGCAGCUAGCCCAUCUCAGGAGGAUGCUGAUGAAAGAUCCCAUGUGAGCCCUGCGGGAUGUACUGACCUGGACAAAGCACCAGUCUCUGUACAGGACACAUCCAGCCAGACUUCUUAUCUGCAGGAGGCAGCUUCUAGUGAAGGAGCAUCAGUGUCCACCAGCCCAGAGGGUGUUCAGACUCCCCAUGGGCUGCUUACACCUGAGAAGGGCCUUAAUGAAGAGCAUAGUGCCCAACCUUGCAUCUCCAAGGCUUUCAGAAGUCCCCCUCCAAGGCAGAGCUUGCCCAAGGACAGAGAUGAAGUAGACUCUACCCCUGCAGCUCCAGCUACAAUGCACCUGGAGGCAUCCCAAGCACCAGACAUGGCUCUCAGUCCCCCAAAUUACCUGGAGAAAGUCCAGAGGCACCAAAAGCCCCCAACGAGAAGUUUUGUUUUUCAGGGAAAGGAAAUGGAAGCAAACAUGGUUCACACAGCACAACAAAACCCUUUACUCGAUGAGUCACAUUUGAGUUUAGAGGUGGAAGUUCCAGGAACAGGAAGUGUCCUUAAGGCUGUACCGCAGCCCCCAGAAGAAGUGGUAGUCUUUGCCUUGGAGCAGCACACGCAGCCUCCUCCUCCUGAGCCUGACUCCAGCUCGCCCCUGGCCCCUGUGCCUGAUGCUGACCAGCUCAACCACCCGCCUGCGCCCAACUCACCCCUGGCUCCUGUGCCUGAUGCCACCCAGCUCAACCACCCCUCGGCGCCUGCGUCUGACUCACCUUUGCCCCCUGUGCCUGAUGACACCCACUUCACCCACACUCCGGUACCUGCUCCUGGCUCACCCCUGACUCCUGCGCCUGACGCCAACCAGCUCACCCACCCUCCGGAUCCUGCGCCCGGAUCACCCCUGGCUCCUGCGCCUGACGCCAACCAGCUCACCCACCCUCCGGCUCCUGCGCCUGACGCCAACCAGCUCACCCACCCUCCGGCUCCUGUGCCCGGCUCACCCCUGACUCCUGCGCCUGACGCCAACCAGCUCACCCACCCUCCGGAUCCUGCGCCCAGCUCACCCCUGGCUCCUGCGCCUGACGCCAACCAGCUCACCCACCCUCCGGCUCCUGCGCCCGGCUCACCCCUGGCUCCUGCGCCUGAUGCCAACCAGCUCACUCACCCUCCGGCUCCUGCGCCCGGCUCACCCCUGGCUCCUGCGCCUGAUGCCAACCAGCUCACCCACCCUCCGGCUCCUGCGCCCGGCUCACCCCUGGCUCCUGCGCCUGAUGCCAACCAGCUCACCCACCCUCCGGCUCCUGCGCCUGAUGCCAACCAGCUCACCCACCCUCCGGCUCCUGCGCCUGAUGCCAACCAGCUCACCCACCCUCCGGCUCCUGCGCCUGACGCCAACCAGCUCACUCACCCUCCGGCUCCUGCGCCCGGCUCACCCCUGGCUCCUGCGCCUGACGCCAACCAGCUCACUCACCCUCCGGCUCCUGCGCCCGGCUCACCCCUGGCUCCUGCGCCUGACGCCGACCAGCUCACCUAUUCUCCGGCUUCUGCGCCCGGCUCAGCCCUGGCUCCUGUGCCUGACGCCGACCAGCUCACCUACCCUCUGGCUUCUGCGCCCGGCUCACCCCUGGCUCCUGCGCCUGACGCCAACCAGCUCACUCACCCUCCGGCUCCUGCGCCCGGCUCACCCCUGGCUCCUGCGCCUGACGCCGACCAGCUCACCUAUUCUCCGGCUUCUGCGCCCGGCUCACCCCUGGCUCCUGCGCCUGACGCCAACCAGCUCACUCACCCUCCGGCUCCUGCGCCCGGCUCACCCCUGGCUCCUGCGCCUGACGCCGACCAGCUCACCUAUUCUCCGGCUUCUGCGCCCGGCUCAGCCCUGGCUCCUGUGCCUGACGCCGACCAGCUCACCUACCCUCUGGCUUCUGCGCCCGGCUCACCCCUGGCUCCUGCGCCUGACGCCAACCAGCUCACUCACCCUCCGGCUCCUGCGCCCGGCUCACCCCUGGCUCCUGCGCCUGACGCCGACCAGCUCACCUAUUCUCCGGCUUCUGCGCCCGGCUCAGCCCUGGCUCCUGUGCCUGACGCCGACCAGCUCACCUAUCCUCCGGCUUCUGCGCCCGGCUCACCCCUGGCGCCUGUGCCUGACGCCGACCAGCUCGCCCACCCUCUGGCGCCUGCACCCGGCUCAUCCCUGGCUCCUGCACCUGAUGCUGACCAGCUCACCUAUCCUCCGGCUUCUGCGCCCGGCUCACCCCUGGCUCCUGUGCCUGACGCCGACCAGCUCACCUAUCCUCCGGCUUCUGCGCCCGGCUCACCCCUGGCUCCUGCACCUGAUGCUGACCAGCUUCUCCAGUCUCGAUUCCUUGUGCCUGACUCCAACCAGCUUCCAGCCCCUGCACCUGAUAUUGACCAGCCUCUGCCUCCUGUAUCUAACUCCAACCCACCUCUAAACUGUGUACCAGACUUUAGUCAAUUACUGGCCACUGCCCCCAAUUCCAGCUGCCCUAGCCAGGCUCCAGCCUCUGUGCCUGAUGCUGACAGCCUUGCUCAUGCUCUGGUCCCUGCCCCUGCUGUGGAAGAUGGAGAAGAGAACCCCCUCCUAAUGCAGAUGACCCAUGGGGGAGUGUCUGGUGCCCAGUGGGAUCCGGUCGUCUCACUUACACCGGAUGUGGUGGACACCAGUGACUCAGGCAUCACUUCAUUGGCAGAGAGCUCAGAUUUUCCCACUUUGGAGAAUGAGGCACCCAUGGGCCACUCUAACAGCAGCCCUGGAGCAAUGGGUCAGCACCUGGCUACAAACUGUGGAAAGUCCACACCUGACUGCACCUCCAGGCCCUCCUUGGGAGGGUGGGGAACAUCCACAGACUCUCAGAGUAGAAAUUCAGCACAGCCACCCCCACUACUAGCUUUCUCCAACCCACUCUACUUCCUGCAGUUCAGCCCUCCAUCGCCACCAACCAUCAGAACACUGUACCGAGAGGAGGCAGUCUUUGAGGAGCCCCAGUGGGACCAGGCACAGGCAGGCCCCACCAGCGUGGAUACGAAGAACACAACAGCCCCUGCAAUGAUGAUAGAGAAAGCAGAGGGCGCUAGGACAUGCAAGCAAAGGAUGGAAGGGCAGGGAGAACCGCUUCACCUUGCGGCCCAGGUAAAAGAGGAGGUGGCCAGACAUGCACCCUUGGAGAAGUCACCAAGUUGGCCAGGUAAAAAAGUCAUCAGGGUGGACAUGAAGGAGCGGGGACUCAAUUCAGGGAGUCAGGAGAACAGGAUCAAACACAGAGCAAAAAGCAAAGACUGGCACCGGCAGGGCCUGAGGAAGAUGUCAGUACUGCCAGGCAACUUACAAGAGGAGGGAGCACACAAGGACCAGCCAACCUGCUCAGAUACAGUUAUACUUCGGGAGAAGAAAUCUGCAGACACACUGGAGAAUCUCAAGCGCCGACACUCCAAACUGAUCAACUCCUCAAGGUUACUCUAUCAGGAAUACAGCGACGUGGCUCUGAACAAGGCAAUCCAGAGCCAGAAGAGAGCGGAUUCUUUGGCCGAGGACUUCGAACCGAGCUCUCCAAGCUCCCUAAGGCUACGGAGGAAAGUGCUGUCUCCUCAGGACUCGUAUCUGCAACGUCUCUCGGUCUCGUCCACCGCGUCCCUCUGGCAGGACAUCCCCAUGAUCCGAGGAAGCAGAAUGCUGCUGAACAUGUCCCGAGAUGAUCAGAAACUGCAGGAGGCCAAGUUCGAGUUGAUCAUGUCAGAGGCCUCAUAUUUGCGCAGUUUAAAUGUGGCAGUGGAUCACUUCCAGCGCUCAUCAGAACUCCAGGCACUCCUCAGCAAUCAGGAGCGCCAGUGGCUUUUCUCCCGUCUGCAGGAAGUGCGUGAUGUCAGUGCCAGUUUCCUCUUCGACCUGGAGGAAAAGUUUGAGGAGAACAUGUUCACCUUCAACGUGUGUGAUGUGGCUCUGAGACAUGCUCCUGAAUUCCGCAAGGUGUAUCUGCCCUACGUGACAAAUCAGACCUACCAGGACCAGAUUUUCCAGAGGCUCCUGACUGAGAAUGCAAGGUUCCAGCAAGUCCUGGAGAGACUGGAAAGCGCCACCGUGUGCCAGCGCCUCUCCCUCAAAUCCUUCCUCAUUCUCCCCUUCCAACGCAUCACCCGACUCAAACUCCUCCUCCAGAAUAUACUGAAGAGAACCCCGCCCGAGUCGGAUGAAGAAGUGCAGGCCACACAGGCUUACGAUGCACUGGAGAAGCUCAUAAAGGACUGCAACGAAAAUGUCCAGCGCAUGAAGAGCACCGAGGAGUUGAUCUACCUAAGCCAAAAGAUUGAUUUUGAGUGCAAGAUAUUCCCACUGGUCUCACAGUCAAGGCGGCUGGUGAAGUGUGGUGAGCUGAUGACAUUGGACAACAACACUCUGAGCCCCAAGUGGAAACUCAACACCCGCCCCAUCUACCUGCACCUCUUCAAUGACCGCCUGCUCCUGUCCAGGCCCAGGGAGGGUGGGCGCUUUGUCGUGUUUGAUCAUGCUGCAUUUUCAGAUGUACGUGGGGAGAAGUGUGAGGUGAAGCUGCACGGGACAAACAAAAAUGUUUUCCGCCUUUUUCUCCUUAAGAACAACCAGGGGAAAAGAGUGGAAUUCCUCUUUCGCACAGAGACACACAGUGAGAAGCUGCGGUGGAUCUCCGCUCUGGCGCCACCACGAGGAGAACCAGAUCUCUUAGAAAGCCCUGACUCACCUCAGGUUCAGUGCAUACGGACGUACAAAGCUCGGGAGAAUGACGAGCUGGCUCUGGAGAAAGCAGAUAUCAUCAUGGUCAUGCAGAACAGCAACGACGGUUGGAUGGAAGGAGUGAAACUCUCAGAUGGAGAGAGAGGCUGGUUUCCCUCAGAGCAUGUGGAAAUGAUCUCCAGCAAACAUGCACGCCAGAUGAACCUGGAGGAGGAACAGCGUGUGAAGAAUGCCAAACAGCAGGUCUUCUGCAAGAAAUAG